Molecule: messenger RNA, 530 nt
Organism: Acanthopagrus latus (yellowfin seabream)
Lineage: Eukaryota; Metazoa; Chordata; Actinopteri; Spariformes; Sparidae
Gene: hypk
Product: huntingtin interacting protein K
Exons: 4
Coding region: 46-411 (121 amino acids)
Biological process (GO): protein stabilization; negative regulation of apoptotic process
Source: RefSeq, a predicted model, not a curated record
CUUGAAGGAACCGUCCUCUUUGUUCCGGGCCUCAGUGGAGCAAACAUGGCGGCAGAGGGAGACGUCGAUUUGGACCUGGAAGCCGAGGAAAACUGCACCGGGAAACCGGCGGAAAAGCCUCGGAAACAUGACAGCGGGGCGGCGGACCUGGAGAGAGUCACGGACUACGCGGAGGAGAAGGAAAUCUCCAGCUCCGACUUAGAAACGGCCAUGUCAGUGAUUGGAGACAGAAGGUCACGGGAACAGAAAGCCAAACAAGAGAGAGAAAAGGAGUUGGCCAAAGUCACCAUCAAGAAAGAGGACGUUGAACUAGUUAUGUCAGAGAUGGAGAUUUCGAGGGCCGUGGCAGAACGUAGUCUGAGGGAACACAUGGGGAACGUGGUGGAGGCUCUGGUGGCUCUGACCAACUGAACAAACAUUGACACACUGGACUGCUUCACAUUUUUUUUGGUUUGAACUGAACUCGGCAUCGGUAUUGAUACUCUACAUCCUUUUUUUUUUCCUUUUUUAAAAAUAAAAGUUGGACCGCC